AAACAAUAACAUGUAAAUCUUACUUUCGUGUUUGUCUCACGGUUGAAUUUAGUUUAUCUAGAGCCAAGAUGUUUCUUUUUCUUAAAUUAAUCAUGUAAUAAAUAAUACCGACAUGAACACUGUUGGAGAAUGGAACGAGAGUCUGGACUAACCUAGAUGACCUAAUCAGCUGCAUGGGAAGCCUUGAGAGGGAAGACAUCAUUUACCUGGAUGAGUACCUGGUGGGUGAGACGAGUCCCCACUCACACUCGCCCACUCGCUGGCUGGCCCUCAUGAAAGGCGAGUCAGAGGACGAACAGUGUGAGGAAGCGUAUUGCGGAGAGAGAUAUGACGUGGAGGCUGUGGCUGAAGGACAAGAGUACAGUGUUUUCGAAGAAGACAAAGCAGAUCUUGUUAUUAACUUGCCACAGGAGCCGCCACCCGCCCAGGGCAAGUCCUCCGAUCUUGGUAAAACAUCAGUAACGCCAUCUAGAUCCACAAAAGGAGUCUCAAAGGUCAAAUUUGUCUCUUAUGAGUCUCUGCCUGCCAGUAAAGCCAAGCUUUUCUUGUGUGAGCUGUGUGGGAUGAAGCUCUCCACAAGGGAAGCGAGAAGGAGGCACAUCCUAGCCAAGCACAUCAAGGAACGGAAGAAUUUCUGCAAAAUCUGCGGGAAGGCCUUCAUUUUCAAAUUCGCCCUAAAAGCCCACAAAGCAGUACAUUCAGAUAAUCCACGCUUCAACUGUGUGUGCGGCAUGUCUUUCUCUGUGCGUGCAUCGUAUUUGGACCACAUCAAGAGAAUCCACAGAGCUGCUUCUGAGAUGAAAUAUCCAUGUGAACUUUGCUUCAAAUCCUUUGGUGAUCGCCAAACUCUUCGCAUCCACUUGAUAUCAGUCCACAAACCAAAGACGAUAUCUUGCACCCAGAAAGGCUGCACUAAAGUUUUUUCCACAGUUGGCCUCAUGAGAAACCACUAUAGGUAUCACCUCAAUCGAAAAUUCACUUGCGAUGAGUGCGGACGAAGCUUUUCCACAGAAUCUUACAUGUACAAACAUCGUCUUACUCAUUCAGGCAUAAGACCGCACGUCUGCAUUGACUGUGGGAAAACCUACUUGAGUGCCUCCCAUCUGAGCAAGCACAGGCGCAUGGCCCACUCCACUGCCAGACCCUUCCAGUGCUCCUUCUGCGGGAAGUGUUACAAGACUAAAGAUCAAGUCAACUAUCAUGAAAGUAGCCACAGAGGUGAGAAGCCUUUCCAGUGUGAGGUCUGUGGGUAUGCGACAUCAUACAGGAAUACUUACUAUGCUCACAGGAAGAAGCACUUCGUAAAAAGUUCCCCAGAUUGUACAGUCUCAGGUGUACAAAAAAGUUCCUUAAAUGCACAGAGUGAGUCAUCUGAAUUGGAAUCAUCAAAACAUGAUGAUGCUUCUGGCAAAGGAAAGAAAACAUCAGACUCCCCUAGAUGCAAGGGAAAAUCAAAAGAUCUUGCAAAAACUAAGAACAGCAAUACUCAUAAAAAGGGGGGUAUAACCAUCAUUACAAGUUCCAGUACAGGCUUGUUUGAUGCACGUGAAGACAGUGUACAGUUGUCAGAAACUAGUCCAGAGCAGCUUUCUUUGCAAGCUUCAGACAAUAGAGAUAUCUUCAAAGUAAAGGAUGUGUGUGCUCCAAGUGCUGAGUCUGUAGAAGUUAUUUAUGUUUCACCAAGAUCCAGUGCCUUCCGAAAAAUGGAACAGCAGCCAUCCUUGACAGUACCUUCUGGCAAUGAUCAUAAUGUAGCAAUUCACAUGAGUAGUGGAGAUUCCCAGAAAGAUGCAGAAAAAUGUUACCUGUCCUGCCCUUCUGAAUUACCCAUCAUUCAGAAAAAAGUUCAGGAAAAUGAGGAUUCCUUAAGGAGACUAUUCAGAUUUGUGGCAUUCAGUCAUCUGCUUCAGAUAAAUGUACUGGAGAGAAAAACAUGAUAAUGGCAGGGGAAAAACUGAAUUCCUGUAUUAUAUUAUCAAGUAAUGGGAGGUGUGCAGUGCCAACAUGUGAGAGCAAUGAUGAUUCUCUCUUGCUUAUUAGAGUAGGAGAGGAUUCAUACAUAGGCGUUUGCAGACAUCACACUU
Penaeus chinensis is the source of this 2084-nucleotide messenger RNA. Its product is annotated as zinc finger protein 2-like. Bases 174 to 1937 code for a protein of 587 amino acids. The record is from RefSeq and is a predicted model, not a curated record. Gene Ontology annotation, molecular function: DNA-binding transcription factor activity, RNA polymerase II-specific; RNA polymerase II cis-regulatory region sequence-specific DNA binding. The transcript has 10 exons. Lineage: Eukaryota; Metazoa; Arthropoda; Malacostraca; Decapoda; Penaeidae. Gene Ontology annotation, biological process: regulation of DNA-templated transcription.